AUGGUUCUAUCAUACCACGAAGCCAUUGCCCUUCUGCAAAAAGAGGCACAGGCCCAAAAGAUCAACCGAAAUGGAAAAGAGCAGAUCCCCUUGCAAUCCGCCAUCAACAGAAUCAGUAGCGACACAAUAUGCACUCCCCACUCCACACCUUUGUGGGAUACCUCGGCCAUGGAUGGAUACGCCCUAAGUUCCAAGGUCACAGACCAAGCCAGCUCGCAAGAUCCGAUCGCCUUACCGGUGAUGGGUCUGAUUGCGGCGGGAAAAGAUCCCAUUUUCACAACCCCUCUAUCAGAUCAACAACCUCUGUUUUGCUUGGAGAUAAUGACUGGUGCUCGUUUCCCUGAUUCCCAACUCACCACGGGAGUGGAACUGGAUAGUUGUGUCAAAUUCGAGGAUGUCCACCGAUUCCAGGACCCUAUUACGGGGCAAAGUAUGAUCCAAGUCACCCGGCCCGUCGCAUAUCAACAAAAUCGCCGGGUGGCAGGGCACGAUUUCCCAAAAGGCCAAGUCGUCAUCGCCGCUGGCGAGCACAUUCGACCUCGUCAUGUGAUGGCCCUGGCUUCGGUCGGUGUGCAUCGAGUCGUCGUGCAGAAAAGACUGCAGAUCGGUCUAUACUCGACCGGAUCAGAACUUCUGUCGCGUUCGACUGAUCAACAGGAUGACUCCCAGAUCGAAGAUGUCAAUGGGCCUUACCUCGCAGCAGCCUUGACAGACCACACGGAUGCCGAGGUUCAUUUUCUGGGUAUUCUUGACGACCAUGCAGACAUGAUUUCCAACCAGAUCACGCGGGAUAUCACUGAAACCCGCUAUGAUCUGGUCAUCACCACCGGUGCAGUAUCCGCAGGUCGUUUUGAUUUGAUUCCCACGGCCCUUGAAACCUUGCAAGCACGAAUCCUGUUUCACAAGCUGAAUAUCCGACCUGGACAUCCUGUCCUGGCGGCACUCGUCGCUCGGGAAUCAGACGAGAACCACUCAACCCGUCUUCCUUUCUUUGGUCUCCCCGGAAAUCCAGUCGCAAGCGCAGCGUGUCUGCGGUUUCUGGUCUUGCCUUUUAUUCGAGUUUUGAAUGCGGAGGACUUGGAGAUACCGGUCAAGGCUCGUCUUACAGGGACCGACAUUGACAGUGACAGUAGAAGUGGGAGUGAAGGUCAAGGGCAAAUCGUAUCGAGGCCGAUGGCAUCUUUACCACCCGGGAAAGACGUCUUUCGUCCGGGGAUUUUGACCUAUGACUGGGAAGGGAGCGCUGAGGUGGUGUUGAUUGCGGAUCACAGCCCUGGAAAAGUCCGACCCUUUCUUCAAGGUAAUUGCUGGAUUCACUUCCCCUCGGGGCACAUCGAGGUAUGCCGUGGAGAUCUCGUGAGUGUAUACCCAGGUCUAUGA
Messenger RNA from Penicillium oxalicum, 1380 nucleotides. Its product is annotated as molybdopterin molybdotransferase MoeA. Gene Ontology annotation, cellular component: cytosol; cytoplasm. Gene Ontology annotation, molecular function: molybdopterin molybdotransferase activity. The record is from RefSeq and is a predicted model, not a curated record. Lineage: Eukaryota; Fungi; Ascomycota; Eurotiomycetes; Eurotiales; Aspergillaceae. Gene Ontology annotation, biological process: Mo-molybdopterin cofactor biosynthetic process; molybdenum incorporation into molybdenum-molybdopterin complex. Bases 1 to 1380 code for a protein of 459 amino acids. The transcript has a single exon.